AUGGGAAGGGCGUGGGGUGGCGUGGCGUGUCUUGGCUAUGCCUGGCAAAGUAUCCCAUGGCGUGGCGUGACAUGGUGUGGCAUCGCGUGCUGUGGUAGAAGAGGUCGGGGUUCUGAUUGGAUUCGAUGGGAAGGGCGUGGCGUGGUGUGGCGAGGCAUGGCGUGGAGUGUCUUUGUUCCGCCUGGCGAGUCAUCACGUGGCGUGGCGUGGCACGGCUUCUCAUUCUGCGACAGAAAGGCACGGGGUUGGACGGGACACGAUGGUAAGGGCGUGGUGAGGUGUGGUGUGACUUUGCGUGCUGGGGCCGGAAAGGACGGGGUCGGUCAGGACCCAACGGGAAGGGCGUGGCGUGGUGUGACAUGGGGUGGCCUGGCGGGGCGAGGAACCACAACCCCGUGUGGCAGGAGUUCCAACGGAGAGAUGCGCGCUGCUCCGCACCACGCCGCUCGUCUCCGCCUCGCGCUGCACCGCUCCGCUCCGCGCGGAGCUCUCGCUGCAAGCGCCGGAUCCCUUCUGCAUUCCUGCUGCCUAAGUUUCGCUGGCGUCAGCAGUUCCGGCGGCGCGGCGCGGCGCGCCACAGCGCAGCACCCGACGGAAGCGCGGGCGGAGGGGAAGGCGAAUGCGGGGGCGGGGGCGGCGGUGGCCUUGCGGACUCUCCCUGCGGACCCCGCCGCCUCUGAAGCUCUUCCCCUCCGCCCGCCGCCACCGCCGCCGUCCGUCGCCCUCCGGCGUUGGGCCUUACUACAUUCGGGGUGGAUGCAUCGGAACUUGUGCCUACCCCGCCUGCUGCUUCGUAUCGUAUCUCUCUUGCCGCCUACGUCGACCUUCCUUCCCCCGUGUCCCCCUCUGUCCCCUCUGGGCCGAGCGUCUUUGCCGCCUCCGCCGCCGCCUGCACCCGCGCAGAUCCACUGCAUUUGCGCCCACCAACUUCAUUAA
Molecule: messenger RNA, 936 nt
Organism: Gryllus bimaculatus (two-spotted cricket)
Lineage: Eukaryota; Metazoa; Arthropoda; Insecta; Orthoptera; Gryllidae
Source: the annotation of a GenBank genome assembly